ACGAAGAAACGUGGAAACCCAAAAAUAAUACUCCUUUUAAACGUAAUCAGAUACAUAUUGAAUCUUCAGAGGAAAAAAACGAAAACAAAAAUAUUAAAAAAAAACAAAAAAAACAAAAAAAACCCACGCUUAAUGUUGAUAUCACCUUCCACCCCAACAAACCAGCGCCACUCCAUAUCAGUCCAAAACUUUUGAAAAGAAAAUUAUAUACACAAGACCUGUGUUAAUACAAAUACAUUGAUCACACCUCUCUCUCUCUCUCUCUUUCUCGGCAAAUGAAACGUGUUUGAACAAUCCACGGUGGUUAUUUCUCAGAUCACUCUACGUCGCCGUCAUGUACGUUAGCAGAAGAAUCUCCGACGUCGAUCGUCGUCUUCUCCUCCUCCUCCUCAUUAUACCUUCUCUCUCCCUCAUCCUCCUAACCUCUUUCUCAUCUCUCUCCCUUGAUCCUUUCCCUACUCUAACCCCUCUUCGUAACCUAAUCUACACUCAUUCCCUAACCGUCACGACUGAAACCUCCGAUUCCAACCAUGAAGACGUAAACCAACGGCGGAGGAGGAAGAAGGAGGAGUUGAUGAAUUCGAAGAUCGCUGUGUGUUUGGUGGGAGGAGCGAGGCGGUUCGAGCUAACCGGACCGUCGAUUAUGGAGAAGAUCUUGAAGGUUUAUCAUAAUGCUGAUUUGUUUCUUAAUAGCCCUCUCGAUAAAAACUCGUUUAAGCUACGGUUCCUUAAGGACGCACCGAGACUCGCUUGGGUUCGUAUCUUUGAGCCUCAGCCCAUCAACGAAACUGAGCCUAUGGUUCGAGUCCUUACAGCCGAUGGUUCCCCCAAUGGCAUUAAGGGCUUGUUACAAUACUUCAACCUCGUAGAAGGUUGCAUCACCAUGAUUAAGGCAUACCAAAACGAGAAUAACUUUACAUACGACUGGAUAGUCCGGACGCGUGUAGACGGUUACUGGGCCGACCCGUUGGAGCCAGAAUAUUUCAUACCAGGUCAGUACCUUGUCCCACCUGGAUCCUCCUACGGUGGCCUCAACGACCGCUUCGGUGUCGGCGAUCUUAAAACCUCAACGGUGGCUCUCUCUCGCCUCUCCCUAGUUCCGGACCUCGACUCAGCCGGAUUAACUCAUCUAAACUCCGAGUCCGCCUUCAAGGCUCAGCUCACAACCCACCGUGUCCCUUACGUCACUAAACCUCUCCCUUUCUGCAUCAUGACCGACCGGACCUACGAUUUCCCUCCAUCUAGCUAUGGAGUUCCCGUGACAGCUCUUUCCAGCCACGGACCUUUAAAUGGUGCCAAGUGCCGUCCUUGUACGGUGGCUUGCAAAGGCUCAUGCGUGGCGGAAGUGAUGGGGAAACUGAAGAGAGAGUGGAGCUGGACGGAGUGGGAAAACGAGGCAGUGAAGCUGUGCGACGCACACGGGGAAUGGGAAGAAGGUUGGGAGAAGAUUUUCGACGAGACCGCCGGAGAAAAACUCGCACGUGCGAGGAAACGAGUCGGAGGUUUGGAUUCGAGGAGAUGUGUGGAAGAGUUUGAAAAGAUGAGAGGAUUGACCGUUAAAUGGGAAGCUCCCGCCUCCGAACAGAUUUGUACUUUGGGCUUACGGCCUAAUUAGAACAUAUCGGGCUUUAGGUCCAACUUACUUCGCUAACAAAUUUUCCCCUCUUGUAGUGUUUUUUGCUUUGAACAAAAAUUUCAGGUUACAUUAAAAAAAAAUAUAUACAAACUAGACGAGUGCAGUUCAAUUA
Capsella rubella is the source of this 1748-nucleotide messenger RNA. RefSeq lists its product as uncharacterized. Lineage: Eukaryota; Viridiplantae; Streptophyta; Magnoliopsida; Brassicales; Brassicaceae. The transcript has 2 exons. Bases 335 to 1615 code for a protein of 426 amino acids. The record is from RefSeq and is a predicted model, not a curated record.